CUCCAUUACGGCACCCUGAGCUCCAGCCCUGUCCUUGGUCUCCCUGGCUAGGACACAUUUGCCGGGUGCAAGACAUUUGCUUAAGGCUUGUUCCCACCCUGGGCUCCUUCUCCUCCUUGAAUCAAGGCCUCCGGAUCCACAUGGAUAGCUGAGAUCUUUUCUUGGAGAAAGAUACUUCUUCCUCGUCUCAUCCCCGAUUUGUCCCACCCGACAUCCCCUGUCUGUUUCUUCUGCCUCUCUAUGGGAUUUCUUGCCUGUGUGCCUGUCUAGGACGGUGUUGUUCUUUUUCCUCCUUCCUCACCCUCCUGACAUUCCUGUGUACUCCUCUUCUUCUGUGUAUCCCCUGUCUGCUCUCUCGUACAUCGCCACCACCCACCCACCCACCCACCCGUUGCCUCCCGCCCCCAGCCAGGGCUGUUUCCUGGUUUAUCUGCUCCUCUGUGCCCUGGCCCAGCAGCCACGAUGAGCUUUAGCCUCCAUUCAGUUUUCUUCACCUUGAAGGUGAGCGUCUUUCUGGGCUCCCUGGUGGGGCUCUGCCUGGGUCUGGAGUUCAUGGGCCUUCCUAACCAGUGGGCCCGCUACCUGCGCUGGGACGCAAGCACACGCAGUGACCUGAGCUUCCAGUUCAAGACGAACGUGUCCACUGGGCUGCUCUUGUACUUUGAUGAUGGUGGCGUCUGUGACUUCCUCUGUCUCUCCCUGGUGGAUGGCCGCGUUCAGCUCCGCUUUAGCAUGGACUGCGCCGAGACCACUGUGCUAUCCAACAAGCAGGUGAACGACAGCAGCUGGCACUUCCUCAUGGUGAGCCGUGACCGUGUGCGCACUGGGCUGGUGAUUGACGGCGAGGCCCAGUCUGGGGAGCUACGGCCCCAGCGGCCCAACAUGGAUGUGGUCAGUGACUUGUUCCUCGGUGGCGUCCCUGCUGACAUUCGACCUUCUGCCCUGACCCUCGAUGGAGUACAGAGCAUGCCCGGCUUUAAAGGAUUAAUGCUGGAUCUCAAGUAUGGCAACUCGGAGCCUCGGCUUCUGGGGAGCCAAGGCGUUCAGUUAGAAGCAGAGGGACCCUGUGAUGAGCGUCCCUGUGAAAAUGGCGGCAUCUGCUUCCUUCUGGAUGGCCAUCCCACCUGUGACUGUUCCACCACUGGCUAUGGUGGUACACUCUGCUCAGAAGAUGUCAGUCAAGGUCCAGGCCUCUCCCACCUUAUGAUGAGUGAACAAGCUCGGGAGGAGAACGUGGCCACUUUCCGAGGCUCAGAGUACCUGUGCUAUGACCUGUCUCAGAAUCCCAUCCAGAGCAGCAGCGACGAGAUCACCCUUUCUUUUAAAACCUGGCAACGCAAUGGGCUCAUCCUACACACGGGCAAGUCGGCCGACUAUGUUAACCUGGCUCUGAAGGAUGGUGCGGUCUCCUUGGUCAUUAACCUGGGGUCCGGGGCCUUCGAGGCCAUUGUGGAGCCAGUGAAUGGGAAAUUCAACGACAACGCCUGGCAUGAUGUCAAAGUGACACGCAAUCUUCGGCAGCACUCAGGCAUCGGACACGCUAUGGUGACAAUCUCUGUGGAUGGCAUCCUUACCACAACGGGCUACACUCAAGAGGACUACACCAUGCUUGGUUCAGAUGACUUCUUCUAUGUUGGUGGAAGUCCAAGCACCGCAGACUUGCCAGGCUCACCUGUGAGCAACAACUUCAUGGGCUGCCUCAAAGAGGUUGUUUACAAGAAUAACGACAUCCGGCUGGAGCUGUCUCGCUUGGCCCGGAUUGGGGACACCAAGAUGAAAAUCUAUGGUGAAGUUGUGUUCAAGUGUGAGAACGUGGCCACACUGGACCCCAUCAACUUUGAGACCCCAGAGGCUUACAUCAGCUUGCCCAAGUGGAACACAAAGCGUAUGGGCUCCAUCUCUUUUGACUUUCGUACCACUGAGCCCAACGGCCUGAUCCUCUUUACUCACGGGAAGCCUCAGGAAAGGAAAGAUGUCCGGAGCCAAAAGAACACAAAAGUUGACUUCUUUGCUGUGGAGCUUCUUGAUGGCAACCUGUAUUUGCUGCUUGACAUGGGCUCUGGCACCAUUAAAGUGAAGGCCACUCAGAAGAAAGCCAAUGAUGGCGAAUGGUACCAUGUGGACAUUCAGCGUGACGGCAGAUCAGGUACCAUAUCUGUGAACAGCAGGCGCACGCCAUUCACCGCCAGUGGGGAGAGUGAAAUCUUGGACCUGGAGGGGGACAUGUAUCUGGGCGGGCUGCCAGAGAAUCGAGCUGGCCUCAUUCUUCCCACGGAGCUCUGGACCGCCAUGCUCAACUACGGCUAUGUGGGCUGCAUCCGUGACUUGUUCAUUGACGGGCGCAGCAAGAACAUCCGGCAGCUGGCGGAGAUGCAGAACGCGGCAGGCGUCAAGUCCUCCUGUUCACGCAUGAGCGCCAAGCAGUGUGACAGUUACCCCUGCAAGAACAAUGCGGUGUGCAAGGACGGCUGGAACCGCUUCGUCUGCGACUGCACUGGCACCGGCUACUGGGGGAGAACCUGUGAAAGAGAGGCAUCUAUCCUGAGCUAUGACGGCAGUAUGUAUAUGAAGGUCAUCAUGCCCAUGGUGAUGCACACGGAGGCAGAGGAUGUGUCCUUCCGCUUCAUGUCACAGCGAGCCUAUGGGCUGCUGGUAGCCACUACCUCCAGGGAUUCUGCAGAUACGCUGCGUCUAGAGUUGGAUGGUGGGCGUGUCAAGCUCAUGGUUAACUUAGACUGUAUCAGGAUAAACUGUAACUCCAGCAAAGGACCUGAGACCCUGUAUGCAGGGCAGAAGCUCAAUGACAAUGAGUGGCACACCGUCCGGGUGGUGCGGAGAGGAAAAAGCCUGAAGUUAACAGUGGAUGAUGACGUGGCUGAGGGUACAAUGGUGGGAGACCACACCCGCUUGGAGUUCCACAAUAUUGAAACUGGUAUCAUGACUGAGAAGAGAUACAUCUCUGUGGUCCCCUCCAGUUUCAUUGGCCAUCUGCAGAGCCUCAUGUUCAAUGGCUUGCUCUACAUUGAUUUGUGCAAAAACGGUGACAUCGACUACUGUGAACUGAAGGCUCGUUUUGGACUGAGGAACAUCAUUGCUGACCCUGUCACUUUCAAGACCAAGAGCAGUUACCUGACCCUUGCCACCCUGCAGGCCUACACCUCCAUGCACCUUUUCUUCCAGUUCAAGACCACUUCUGCUGAUGGCUUCAUUCUCUUCAAUAGUGGUGAUGGCAAUGAUUUUAUUGCAGUUGAGCUGGUCAAGGGGUACAUUCACUAUGUGUUUGAUCUUGGCAAUGGCCCCAAUGUGAUCAAAGGCAACAGUGACCGCCCCCUGAAUGACAACCAGUGGCACAAUGUUGUCAUUACUCGGGACAACAGUAAUACCCACAGCCUGAAAGUGGACACCAAGGUAGUCACUCAGGUCAUCAAUGGUGCCAAAAAUCUGGAUUUGAAAGGUGAUCUCUACAUGGCUGGUUUAGCCCAGGGCAUGUACAGCAAUCUUCCGAAGCUCGUGGCCUCUCGGGAUGGAUUUCAGGGCUGCUUGGCCUCUGUGGACUUGAAUGGGCGCCUGCCUGAUCUCAUCAAUGAUGCUCUCCACAGGAGUGGGCAGAUUGAACGAGGCUGUGAAGUUGCGUUGACCAAAGCUGACCUACAAGGACCCAGUACCACCUGUCAGGAGGAUUCAUGCGCCAACCAGGGGGUUUGCAUGCAGCAGUGGGAAGGCUUCACUUGUGACUGUUCAAUGACGUCAUAUUCUGGAAACCAGUGCAAUGACCCUGGCGCUACAUAUAUCUUUGGAAAAAGUGGUGGCCUCAUCCUCUACACCUGGCCUGCAAAUGACAGACCCAGCACACGCUCUGACCGCCUCGCCGUGGGCUUCAGCACCACUGUGAAGGAUGGCAUUUUGGUACGCAUUGACAGUGCCCCAGGACUUGGUGACUUCCUCCAGCUCCACAUUGAACAAGGGAAAAUUGGAGUUGUCUUCAAUAUUGGUACAGUUGACAUCUCCAUCAAAGAAGAGAGAACCCCUGUCAAUGACGGCAAGUACCAUGUGGUGCGCUUCACCAGGAAUGGUGGCAAUGCAACGCUUCAGGUGGACAACUGGCCAGUGAAUGAACAUUAUCCUACAGGCAACACUGAUAAUGAACGCCUCCAAAUGGUAAAACAGAAAAUCCCCUUCAAAUAUAACCGGCCUGUAGAGGAGUGGCUGCAGGAAAAAGGCCGGCAGUUAACCAUCUUCAACACCCAGGCGCAAAUAGCCAUCGGAGGAAAGGACAAAGGACGCCUCUUCCAAGGCCAACUCUCUGGGCUCUAUUAUGAUGGUUUGAAAGUACUGAAUAUGGCAGCUGAGAACAACCCUAAUAUUAAAAUCAAUGGAAGUGUCCGGCUUGUGGGAGAAGUCCCAUUGGUCCCGGGAACAACACAGACGACCUCCAUGCCACCUGAAAUGUCUACCACUGUUAUGGAAACCACCACCACCAUGGCUACUACCACCACCCGCAAGAAUCGCUCUACAGCCAGCAUUCAGCCAACAUCAGAUGACCUUGUUUCAUCUGCUGAAUGUUCAAGUGAUGAUGAAGACUUUGUCGAAUGUGAACCAAGUACAGGAGGUGAAUUAGUUAUUCCUCUUCUUGUAGAAGACCCUUUAGCUACCCCUCCUAUUGCUACUCGUGUACCCUCCAUUACACUCCCCCCUACCUUCCGCCCCCUCCUCACCAUUAUUGAGACCACCAAAGAUUCCCUGUCCAUGACCUCUGAGGCGGGGUUACCUUGCUUGUCGGACCAAGGCAGCGAUGGUUGUGAUGAUGAUGGCUUGGUGAUAUCUGGGUAUGGCUCAGGGGAAACCUUUGACUCUAACCUGCCCCCUACUGAUGAUGAAGAUUUUUACACCACCUUCUCCUUGGUAACAGAUAAGAGUCUUUCCACUUCAAUCUUCGAAGGUGGCUACAAAGCACAUGCGCCCAAGUGGGAAUCCAAGGACUUUAGACCUAACAAAGUCUCGGAAACUAGUAGAACUACAACCACAUCUUUGUCCCCUGAGCUGAUCCGCUUCACAGCGUCCUCCUCGUCUGGGAUGGUGCCCAAAUUGCCAGCUGGCAAAAUGAAUAACCGUGAUCUCAAACCCCAGCCUGAUAUAGUCUUGCUUCCGUUGCCCACUGCCUAUGAGCUAGACAGCACCAAACUGAAGAGCCCACUAAUUACUUCCCCCAUGUUCCGUAAUGUGCCCACAGCAAACCCCACGGAGCCGGGAAUCAGACGGGUUCCGGGGGCCUCAGAGGUGAUCCGGGAGUCCAGCAGUACAACAGGGAUGGUCGUCGGUAUUGUGGCUGCUGCUGCCCUCUGCAUCUUGAUCCUCCUGUACGCCAUGUACAAGUACAGGAACAGGGACGAGGGGUCCUAUCAAGUGGAUGAGACGAGGAACUACAUCAGCAACUCGGCCCAGAGCAAUGGCACGCUCAUGAAGGAGAAGCAAGCCAGCUCCAAGAGCGGCCAUAAGAAACAGAAAAACAAGGACAAGGAGUAUUAUGUGUAAACAUAACACCGAUCGUAUGCAAAUUUCAAACAGAAUUAUUUAUACCUGAGUACUAUGACAAUGAGAUUUAACUUUCUGGAUGUGUUCUGUGAGAUGGGGUAUACCACAACUAUGGUGGGGAAACCAUUUUGAAAAGGACACAUACGAUGGUGUAUCUCUCUGUAAUGAUCAGCCGUGCUGCAAGGUUGCAUCCAUGGCCCGGAGACAGAAAAUUCUCUCUGCCCUGCUGUAUCAUAAAGCACACACUUAGUGCCCUGGAGCAAGUCCACAUGACCUUGGAAGCUUCCUUCUCUCCAGGACCUUUUGAAAUGGGUAGAAGACUAUAUGGCUUACUUGUUCCAUAGCUCCAAGUGAGUCUGUAAUGAUGUUUGUGAAUCUUGACUGUAGCAAUGUUGGGUUACUUUUUGUUUGUUUGUUUGUUUAAUUAUGUAAAAAAUCAAAAACAAAAAAAUGAGAAAAGAAAAAUGCUUCAAAAAAAAAAAAAUCAAAAACAAAAACAAUACAAAAAACCCAGAAAUACUCUUAUCUGGUUCUGGCCAGUGGGAGUGUAACUUCCAAGAUCUGAGGGGAAAGUGGCUUUUGGGUUUUCGUUUAUUUUUUUUGACAAUGACUACACAUAAGAAGAAGAGGAAAAAAUACUCAGAAAUCAAAUGUAUAAGACUCUUGCCAUAUGAACUCAAAAUCCACCAUGGCAUUCACUCCACGUAGCAGGUUGUGGUGUUUCUAGAAUCGGUUGUUGUUUCCUAAUGCUUUGAUGAGCCCAUGUGGUAGAUGAUAAUCUACUGGAAAAGCAGGUCCCCAAGAUCGAAUGAUCUCAUUCCAAUAUUUGCCACUCAAGCCUACAGUAGAUGGGUUUGGGGCUGGUUUUAUCAGAGCUAUUGGUUUCAUUUAACAAAUAUUGUCCCUGUCCAUCUACCCAAUUGUGUGAAAGGGGAAAGAUAAGCCCCACAAAUUAAAGUAGAGCCUUUCCAAAGGAAGGCUAAGGAAGGUGGGGUGGACUGGACUGUGAUCAAAGUGCAUGCAGAUAAAGAAGAACAGAGAAAAGACAAUGCUACUGUCUGUUUCAACAGACUGCAGGGGAGUUCCCAACUUGUAACACAACCACAAAUGGUCACACAAGCCAUGUCAUGGCCAAGUGUGAAAGUCAUCGUUAUUUCCCCACCCCCAACAUAAUAAUGGUUUCCAUAGUGGUUUAAUUUUGUAGAUGUGAAUAAAGCUCUCUUUCCAUCUCCUCAUGUCUCCUUCCACCAAUCUUUUUUAAAAACAAAUAAAUAAAUGAAUAAAGCUGCUGUGACACACACAAAAUGGAAUUUAAUAGUAUAAUAUAUAUAAAUAAAUAUAUAUAUAUAUACAGAUAUAUUUAUCAUGGUAUGUUUGAUGGGAUGGCUGACACAGAAAUCUGUUCAAGUCUUGAAGUGGAAUGAGAAUGUUAUUUUAAAAGAAAAAUAACAAAACAACAAAAAAGUAAACCUUAAAAUGUGAAGAAAGUGUGAGUUUUCGUUUUGUCACAGUUAACUGUGUCAAAGAGAAUUUAAACAACAACAAAAACUUCUCAGAUUUUGUUUACAUAUUUUACUACAUUUUUGCUGGUAUAAUUCCUUAGUCACUUAUGUACAUACCGCUUUAAUAACUGUUAUUUCCUUUUUGUCUGUUUGGUUUGUAUACCAUUCUCUUUCUGUCUUCUUUUUGUAAAGAGGAAACAAUGUACAGAGUAAUAAUAAACUGGUUUUUUGGCCAUAGCCAUUCAAAAAGCAAGAACAUGAAACAAGACACAUAUUCGCAUGGAGGUGAAGUGUGUCAUCUGGAGGGGCAGGCGUAUACAAUUUCUUUUGUACAGAUGAAAACCAAUCAGCUGUUUAGAUUUAGAAAUCUACUCUUGCUGGUCUUUGUAAGUUGCAUGAAUAUUUGACUUUGAAAAAACAUAUCUUAAAGACAUGGGGCAGAAGAAGGCACAGUCUAAAGCAAUGGUAGCCUUUUCUGAUGUGUAUGGAAAGCGAUGUUCCUCCUUAUCUGAGAUUUCAAUGUGUUAAGAGUUUUCAUUUUCUUUUGAUGUCAUUAAAAAGACAGGACUGUAAAAGGAUAUCAAAGCACGAUUUUAGAUAAAUGGCCCAGCCUAUACGAAGUUGAUUAUAUCUUGAUGUCUGUGACAGAUUGCCGUUCUUGGAGUCUUGAGGUCUUGUGAACUGAUCUCCUGUUUUCUUUCUUUAUAUAUAUUUUUUAAAUCUGAGUAAAAACUCAUUUGUUGUAUUCCUUUUAGUGUAAGUUUCUAUUUGGACAAUUUUAUGGGAACUUGUGCAUUCUGUAUGUGAGCUUUCAUCAUAUUCCUGUUGUUUUCUUCGCAGACCCUAAAGGAAAUUUUUUCAUAAUGUUGUGAUGUUAUGGCUUUUUCUUUUUCCUUUUCUCUUUUAUUUCCCAUUUGCUUUUUCGUUCAAGGAUAUGCUUAGCAAUAAAAUGUUCCUUCCCAAAACCUUGUGUUAUGAUGC
Acomys russatus (golden spiny mouse) is the source of this 8015-nucleotide messenger RNA. It is a transcript of the gene Nrxn3, whose product is annotated as neurexin 3. Bases 463 to 5532 code for a protein of 1689 amino acids. The transcript has 22 exons. The record is from RefSeq and is a predicted model, not a curated record. Lineage: Eukaryota; Metazoa; Chordata; Mammalia; Rodentia; Muridae.